Molecule: messenger RNA, 2381 nt
Organism: Octopus sinensis (East Asian common octopus)
Lineage: Eukaryota; Metazoa; Mollusca; Cephalopoda; Octopoda; Octopodidae
Product: ATP-dependent RNA helicase DDX24
Exons: 17
Coding region: 50-2350 (766 amino acids)
Cellular component (GO): nucleolus
Molecular function (GO): RNA helicase activity; ATP binding; nucleic acid binding
Source: RefSeq, a predicted model, not a curated record
UAACAAGACACCGGUUUCCAUUCCGAGUUUUAUAGAAACUGUUUUUAAGAUGGCGAACAAAUCUGAAUCAGAUUGGAAACCGAUCGAGAUCGACCCACAAUUUUUUUCUGACAAGGAAUUUAGGAACCUUGUCUGCAUAGAAGAAGUUACUGACUAUAAAAUUGUGAAUGGACAGAUUAUUUUAGGCUCUGAAUCAAUAGAACAAGCACCAAAGAGAAAAUUGACUCAAAAUUCUUCACAGAAGAAAAAAAGGAAAAGGGCCAAACUUCGUAAAAAUGCGGAUGUUUCUGAAAAGAAGCUAUUGUCUGAUAAAAACAGCACAGAACCAUCAAAGACAAAAGGCCAAGCACAUUCCACUACAGCAUCUUUACCAGAUAUGGGUGCUUGGGCUCAUCUCCCGGUGCCUGAACCUGUCCUCCAAGCAAUUGCUGAGCAAGGUUUUACUCAACCAACUCCAAUACAGAACGAAUGUCUGAUUCCUGCUAUUGAGUACAAGCAAGACAUCGUUGGUGCUGCUGCAACUGGAAGUGGUAAAACUUUAGCCUUUGGAAUCCCUAUUUUAUACAAUAUCAUGGAAGAUGAAAAGAUUAAGGCAUCUAAAAGCAAAAAGCUUGAAACCGAUAAUGAGAACAAUGAAAGCAGCCUGGCUCCAGAGAAUGAAAAUGAAGGAAAGUCUAAUGAUGAGAACGAGACACUGAAAAAAGACAAUGAUAGUCAAAAUGUUGAAAUUAAUGUCAUGGCUACAGAUCGUGAACUUUUAGAAGAUGAAGUUGAAGAUGAAGAUGAUGAAGAUGGUGUAUUUAAAAAUUUUGAAGAUUCUCAGAUUUCAGAUGAGGAUGGUUUAAAAGCUUUAAUUCUCACUCCAACACGUGAACUGGCAGUACAAGUGAAAAACCAUUUAGUUGCUGUAGCUAAAUACACAAAAAUUAAGGUGGUUGCUAUUAUUGGUGGGAUGUCAGAACAGAGACAAGAACGCAUCUUGAAGAGACGACCACAUAUUAUUGUUGCCACACCAGGACGGCUUUGGGAACUCUAUAAUAAAAGAAAUCCUUACAUCUUAACUGUGAAAAGCAUCCAAUAUCUUGUCAUUGAUGAAGCUGAUCGUAUGGUAGAGAAAGGACAUUUUGAGGAACUCCAGAAACUGCUCAGCAUAUUACGCCAUUUCACUAAAAUGACUCAGAAGAGGCGUCAGACAUUUUUAUUCUCUGCCACUUUGACAUUAGCCCACAUGGGUCCUCAGCGAAAAUUGUCGAGAAAGUUUCAAGCUAACCUGUUGACAACUGAAGGAAAAAUCCGUAUGAUGAUGUAUAAGAUGGGUCUGAAAAAAGGAGCCAAAAUGGUUGAUUUGACUGAAAAAACAAGAACGGCAGAGAAACUGUCUGAAGCCAAAGUUCUUUGUGAACGUGAAAAAAAGGAUGUUUAUUUAUAUUACUUUUUAAAACAGCAUCCUGGCCGAACGUUAGUAUUUUGCAACAGCAAAGACUCUAUUCGACGUUUAGUGUCCAUUUUCACAUUGCUCGAGUGCCACCCAUUACCUUUACACUCUGACAUGCAUCAAAAACAGAGACUAAGAAACUUGGAGCGGUUUUCCUCCAGUCCUAAUGCCUUGCUACUGGCUACAGACAUUGCUGCUCGAGGUUUGGAUAUUCCCAAAAUAGAUCAUGUUAUUCACUUCCAAGUGCCCCAUACAAUGGAGAACUACAUACACCGUAGUGGUCGUACAGCUCGAGCCUCCGAAGAAGGUUUAACAGUGUUGCUUAUCUCCCCAGAAGAACAGAAAGGUUACAGAAAGAUUCUUUUUAGUUUGGACAGAACCAAAGACUUUGACCAGUUUCCUGUUGACAAUAGUUACAUACCAGCAAUAAAUGUCAGGAUGCAGUUAGCACUGAAAAUUGAUUCUGAAGAACACAGGUUUGACAAGAAAAAACAUGAAAAUAACUGGUUCCGGAAGACAGCAGAAGAGAUGGACAUCGAACUGGAUGAAGAUAACCUAUAUGACCUUGGGGACUCAAGAGACCAAGCAAACCUACGACAUAAAAUCGCUUCCAUGAAAAUGCAGUUACAGACGAUGUUGAAAACGAAACUAGUUUCUAAGAAACUAGUCACCAAGUACCCUACCAAAAUGGGAAAACUUCGUGAUCCCAUGGAAAUUAGCAAUUCUUCUUCAAGUGCAAUUAGUGAAUUACAAAAUCAGAAGUUGUUGAUGAAGGACAAGAAGAAACAGAAAAAGAAGAUUGUUAUAAAAGAUGUGAAUGAAUUAAAGAAAAAUAAUUUAAUUGAAAAGAAACGUCAGAAGGCAAUGAGACGGAAGAAAAGAAAAGAACUGUUGAUGAAACAAUUCAGUGAAUAAAUUUCAAUAAAAAGAUCUGUGGAUGUUUGUA